UGGACGACCUGGAGGAUGCGGAGAGCGACGACCAUUCGAUGUCGUCGGCGUCGAAGGACGGGCUCUCGAGCGCUGGUGGGAAUCCUCUUAUCUCUUUGAUGACGGACAUGUUUGCCCUGCUACUGCUGCAGCAGCGAUGGAAGACGCUUCUUCUGUUUGCUUAGCGUUGGCGUGUCUCCCUGCCGUCGAAGCGCGCAGGCGACAAGAAGGACGCGAGCCGCGAGGUGAUUGGCCGCCUGGNGUACCGGCAGUACUGGAACGGCCUGCGUGUGCGUGUGGGUGUGCACACCGGGCUGUGUGA
Trypanosoma grayi is the source of this 301-nucleotide messenger RNA. RefSeq lists its product as hypothetical. The transcript has a single exon. The annotation marks the transcript as partial. The record is from RefSeq and is a predicted model, not a curated record. NCBI's taxonomy places the organism in Eukaryota, Euglenozoa, Kinetoplastea, Trypanosomatida, Trypanosomatidae.